Molecule: messenger RNA, 4623 nt
Organism: Alexandromys fortis (reed vole)
Lineage: Eukaryota; Metazoa; Chordata; Mammalia; Rodentia; Cricetidae
Gene: Tp53tg5
Product: TP53 target 5
Exons: 3
Coding region: 1519-2241 (240 amino acids)
Source: RefSeq, a predicted model, not a curated record
GGAGGAGGAGGAAGAGGAGGAGAAGGAGGAAGAAGAGAAAAAGAAAGAAAGGAAGAAGAAAGAAAGAAAAAAAAGGAAAGCCCUGGAGCAAAUAUUAGUGAUGCAGAGCCCAUCAUUAGAAGUUGAGAAAAUUUCGGCACACUGCUUCACAUUUUCAUCUUCUUACCCUUCAGUUCGAGUGCAAACACCAACACAGAUGUGGAUACCACAUCUGUUUAGACAUAACCACAUGCUAGCCAUACAUGGAAGACGUAGGCAAGAUUCAAAGAAAGUAUAACACAAAUGUCAGCUAAACUGUGAUUGACACAUGCUUGCAAUUCCAAGUGAGGAAACUAAGGCCGGAAGACAAGUUUGAGGCUAGCCAGGACAACACAUCAAGACAAUUAUUUAAAAAACAAAAUAGGACUUCCCCAUGAACGAGGAAUUCUCAGUAAGUGCGGGUCAAAAAAAUAAAUAAAUAACAUAAAAAAAAAAACCAGGGGACAGGGGCAAUGGCUCAGUGGUUAAAAGCAUGAACUGCUUUUACAAAGGAUCCAAGUUUGGUUUCCAGCACCCAAUCAGAUCAUAACUGCCUGUAACUCCAGCUCCAAGGGAUCACACUGACUGGCACCUCCACCAACACACACACAAACACACAAUGACUUUCAAACAUGCAGCAGGUGCCCGGCAACACACGUGGCAUGGCUAAGUGCAGGAGCAGCUUGAGAGAGUUCUCACGGACUGGCUUGUCAGGCCUACAUCACAGUCCCAGCUCUACCGCCAAGCAGCCGUGUGAACUGAGUAAAUUAUGUAACAACUUAUUUUUAUUUACAUUAGUGUUUUGCCUGUAUGUAUGUCUGUGUAAGGGUGUCAGAUCUUGGAAUUACAGACAGUUGUGAGCUUCCAUGUGGGUGCUGGGAAUUGAACCCAGGUCCUCUGGAAGAGCAAUCAGUGCUCUUAACCACUGAACCAUCCAUCUGUCUAGCCCCACCUUUUAAAAUCUUAGCUUCUUCUUCUAAAAGAAGGGGUCCACCAUCUUACCUCACAGGGAGGUUGUGAUCAUGGACAUGGGUGCCUGUCACCUACUGUUUCUCCAGAUGGGAGUGGCCUUCUGACCCUCCAGAGACACAGCCUUGACGCUGUCACACAUUUUAGUGAUGUCACAGCUCACUGCCUGGCAGGUCUAGCGCCAUCAUAUAUUGCUCAGCUCAAGUGCUGGCUGAAGUGAGAGGGGCAGGGUGCAGGCAGUGUGGGGUCCAGUCUUGCUCCUACAGCCCCAGCAUGAAUCCAUCUACAAAGAAGAGGCCCAAGAAUGGAGUGGUUUCCAAGGUCAGACUUUGUCUCAAAGCCCAGGCAAGUGAGAGAUCUUAUCAAUGAUCCAGCCUUUUAGAGAAGGGAAAGGGGAAGGGUGAAAGGAGGCCGGCAGAGUUAAAAUGGUCUCAGGGUACAGUUAAAAUGGUCUCAGGGUACAGUUAAAAUGGUCUCAGUUUUGUUCUAAAGCCAAACUGGCAAGACUCCCAGUCUAGGGUUGGUCAAAGCAUGCUCAGUCAAAUGGAGACACAGUGCAGCAUGCAAGGGGUUUCCUUCUAUGCCAGCUCUCCCUCUCUUCCUGUCUCUCAGAUGCAAGAUGAGAAACUGCAGGACAAGAAAAAUCAGCCUGUCAGCAAACUAAUUGAGCGGAACCGACUUAAAAUGGUAUUAAAAAACUUGUCCCUCUUGAAGUUACUCAAGAGUUCAAAUGACCGGAUCCGAGAACUGCAUAGCCUGGCCAGAAGGUGUUGGAAUUUAAUAAUCAGAGUUCCAAAGAUCCUCCAAAUCUCCUCUGGGGACAACGUAAAAGUGACACAAAAGAAUAAAGAGCUGCAAGACGUUCUGGCCCUGGUGAAGAAAUCAGAAUCCAGGAAAGCAGAGUCCAUAGAGAAACCUAAUGAAAACACGUCAGAGGGGUCACCUGCAGCAGCGUCACGGAGAAAAAAGCAGGCAAAGUCUAAAGUCCCCAAGAUAGCAAAGAAUCAUGGCUUGCUUACCAGAGACCAGAAGAGGAAACCACAUGUUAAGGAGCCCCGAAUUGUCUUCCUGAAGAUCUACAAUCACAGAACUCCCAAGAUGAACAUGAAACCACUGGAUGAAACUGACCAGUUGGUCUGGUUUGAGGGGCUUCCCACACGCAUCCACCCCCCAGGGCGCCGGAUCAUGUGCAGAUCAUCUGCCUUACGCCGCGUCAAGCGCCCCUGUACCCGGUUCUGCUCGGUGUCACUUUGAGCUGCCUGUGUAGCAUCCAUAUGAGGUGGGUAUGACGACACCACUGCCAGGCCAAGGCAAGAUGCAGCCCCUCAUGCAGGCCCACACCUGAGCCCUAGACUCAGGGGUUUGGGUCUUGCUGACUGUGGGUGGCUGGACUGGGAGGCCCCAUACCCAGAGAGAGGAAGCCAUUGACCAGACCACACGGCAGGGUAAUAGCUGGGCUGAGGAUGCAGCUCAGUUGACUGGGCUCUAGGGAAGGUGCAAUGGAAAUGUGGGACCCAGUGUAUCAUCUAGUUGUCUGGAGACCCCAGGAGAGUGGGAACCACCGCUGUGGCCCUGAAUCCCAAAGGAUGUUUAAGCUAGGGAGGAGGGAAGUAGCCACACUGGGCUUUGCUGCAUCUCCUCCCCUUAGGCUAAAUCAACUCUAUUUUAUUUAGUCAUGUUUUAAGUAAGACUUAUGCUAAAAAGAAAAAGUUCUUAAAGACAAGAAACUCUUCCCAUCAUGGCUUGAGGUGCUCAUGAAGGGAAGAGGGCGACUGACUCCUGAGGUCCACCUUAAAGGGUUUCCUUUAAGUUGGAGAUAGCCCCAACUUGCCACAAAAACCAAGGGUCCCAGGCCCUGUGCCCACUCACUGGACAACAGCGCCCCCUGGGGGUGAUUUCUAUGACUAACAUGGAGCUCUCUGCUGGCAGGUGGUGUAACCCUGGAUGGGAACUUGAAGCUUAAGAAGUAGAGAUCCUGCAAUCAGCUAAAGGGAGGGAAGAGCGGGAAUUUCCUGAGUUUACAAUAAAAUCGCUCAUAUGCCACUGAACAGUAUCACCACUGGCUCCGCCUGUCUGGUGCUGGCAAUCACAUACACAUGGAGGGCAAGGAUCCUGGGGGAGGUGCAGGGGGGAGGGGGGAGGGAGUGUGUCGUGGGUCCAUCCCUACGCUCCUAAAGUCAUUUCCUAAAACCACAGCAGAAAAUAUACCAAGUUAUAAUCCUUCAACAUCCCCCACAGGCUGGCUCCUUUGGGCAGUGCACACUUCCUCUAUGAAGUCAUUUGUCUCCUGGGUGCAGGUGCCUCACAAUGGUCCUGUGAGCCAAGGAGAGGCAGAAACUUGUACACCUAUAUAGCAAAUGGCUUACUCAGAGAGGAGGCGCUGGAGCAAAAUCUACCCCCUGCCCCGUCUCCUGGCUUCUCCAUCCCACUUUCCCAAGAGAGGGAAAAGUCACACGCAGAGCCUGCCUUGGCCAAGGGAGUCAUCCCAGAAUCCAGCUCCCCACUGACUAUCAAUGCAUGUGGUGUCAAUAACUGGGCCUCCUGGAUCUCAGAUCAUAGGAAACACCAGGGUAGGUGGGGAGUUGGCACUGUGUCCUACAGUUCAGGUGUAAUAGCACAGUUACCCUGAAGCCCGAUCCCUGGCUGACUUUAUCGGUCAGGAGCACUAUUGUCAGUAGGAACUAUAGGGCCUUGCACACACGGUUGAGGGGAUGGGGCAGGGGAACCCAGGUUUUCUUUGGACAAAGACUAGAACCUUCUAAUAGCCUCCUGAGGCUAGCAGCAAUCAAUGGGUGUGCCUGCAGGUGAGGUACCCGGCCUUUGAGCCACUGAAGGGCAGGGUCGCAGAGCCCUUCUGGAGAGGCAGGGCAGUGAUGACAAGAUCUCAUUUGGGAGGGAGAUUGAUGCGAGGACCGGUGUCUUAACCUUCCUCUCGCACUGCCCCUGCCUACUAUGCCUGGCACUGCCGUCUACAUUGGAGGGGCAGCCUCACAUGGGCCAGUCAGAGCCAAACCUGGCACCAAGGCUGUCCCACUAUCCUGCUUCUGCUCAUGCUUCUUCCUAUGGGAGCAGCCCAGUGCUAUCUGAGCACUCUGUGGCCCUUCUGUACAUCACUGCUCCUGCCAUUUCCCAGCAACCUCUUCCCCAGUCACUCCUUCCAGCUGUUUCCUGCUCAGUGGUCUCCAUCUUGAGUCCCUUCAACCUUGGUAAACUUUUCCUCAAUUUCUUUCCAACCUCCUGCUUAUCAACUGGUAUGGUGAACUUGUGACCUCAGAUGUGUAUCCCUCAGUGGGUGGCCAGGGCAGCAAGCUCUGUCUUCAUGGCAGCCUGUUCAGAGAGGGAUUCAAGUACAGGCCCCACUGGAGAAGGCCUGCUCAGGGCUGGCAAUUUCCCCUGCGUGCCCCAAGAGAAGAUGGCAGCUUAGCCGUGUGGGCAGAGCCUGAGGUCUAGCAUGGCCUGUGGAAGGAAGGCCCAGUAUCUUCUCCAACAGGACUUCUUCCAGCCUCCCCAUGCCCUUGACAUGACCGCCAUCAGCUUACAUCCCACUGCCCACUUUCCUGUAUGUAAGGAAGUCCACUUAAGUCUGACGUUCUUCUGGGUUUGGUAAACCCAUUAUUUGAGGAAAGCGUAUCCCAG